CAGCUGUUACAAAAGCAGAUUUUUGGAGAGUGUUUCAUAGGCUCCAAAUACCCAGCUGACAGGCUACAGGCUGCUUGUAUGAAGAGACAGAUAUAAAUAGGAGCAAUUCACUUCAGCACAGAAGUUUACAGAACUUUCUCGACUGAUGGCACCCAUGUUUAUUAUAACCAGCGCUGGGUAUACAAAGCUUGAAGCCAGAGGAACAAGACAGAUUUCUCUUUCCCAAUGAGCCUGCUAAAUACACUGAAGAAACUAAGUUAAUAUCAGUUUAUUUUUGUCUCAUCUUCAAAAUUUGUUGGUGACUCUCUUCUUUGGAAUAACUUGCUUUAAACUGUAUAUUAUCACUGCCUGAAAAUAUCCCUCCUUAUCUGGAAUUAACUUAUAAUUUCAGCUCUUUAUAACUUGGAAAGAUUAAAUGGCUGACAGUCAGUUGCCCUUCUCCUGUCACUACCCUGCCAGCAGACACAGGGGAGCCCGGGAUCCUUUCCGAGAUCCAGGUUUGCCCUCUCAUCUACUAGAUGAUGAUUUUCAUAUUUCACCAUUUCAUGAUGAUCUAACUAUGGACUGGCCAGACUGGGCAAGGCCCAGACUAACUGCAUCCUGGUCAGGUCCAUUGAGAUCAGGCCUUGCACGGACCUCUGGGGUCUCCCCACCAGGUUACAGCGCGAGAUAUACCGGUUAUCCUGAACCAAGGAACACUGUUGCUAACCCCAGCCAGCCAUGGAAGGUCUGUGUUAACGUGCAAACAUUUAAGCCAGAAGAGCUGACAGUCAAAACCAAAGAUGGGUUUGUAGAAGUCUCAGGUAACCAUGAGGAACAGCAGAAGGAAGGAGGAAUUGUCUCCAAGAACUUCACUAAGAAAAUACAGUUGCCAUCAGAAGUUGAUCCCCUGACUGUAUUUGCAUCUUUGUCUCCAGAAGGCCUUCUCAUAAUUGAAGCACCAUUAGUGCCAUCUUACAACCAGCAAGGGGAUAGACAGUUAUACCUAUGAGCUUCCAUUAGACCCACAAGAAGUGAUUGUUUCCUAAAAAUAAAAAAAAACUCCAAUUAAAGCCACCACAGGAGAACCACACUUGGAUUCCACUCAGUGUGUGUUUGCCAAACAAAAGUUUGAUCAUUUCUAUUGUGUUUCCUAAAAUAGGUCAUGUGUCUUUACUGCUACUGUAGUAUUUAAACUACUAAAUUUAGGACUAGAAAACAGAAUUCUUAGAACUAUGAGAAUGUAUAAUGACAUUAGUAAAGUUCCAAGCCCUUUAAAUAAAAGAUAGGCUUUUACUCUCAGUUGAAAUAAAUGUUGCUAAAGACAA
Messenger RNA from Bombina bombina (fire-bellied toad), 1307 nucleotides. RefSeq names its product heat shock protein family B (small) member 8 (gene HSPB8). The record is from RefSeq and is a predicted model, not a curated record. NCBI's taxonomy places the organism in Eukaryota, Metazoa, Chordata, Amphibia, Anura, Bombinatoridae. Gene Ontology annotation, cellular component: protein folding chaperone complex; cytoplasm; nucleus. The transcript is spliced from 3 exons. The coding region runs from base 416 to 991 and encodes 191 amino acids. Gene Ontology annotation, molecular function: protein homodimerization activity. Gene Ontology annotation, biological process: cellular response to unfolded protein.